GCCUCUUCAUGGCUUUCAAUUGAGUAUGACGGACUUGAAAGAUGCGGCGUCGGUAACGAAGAAAGGCGCAGGAUGCCUGUUUACAAAUUUUGAAGAUGUUCGGCUUACGGAUGAGGAGCGUGUAUAUAUGAACGCAGCUUCAAUAGGUGAUGUCGGUGUCAUUCGAAUGUCACUUGAGGAUGCCGACUCAACUCCUAAUUUCAACGUGAAUUGCGUCGAUUACAUGGGUCGAAAUGCCCUCCAUCUAGCGGUGGAUUCGGAAAACACUGAAGCAAUUGAGUUACUCCUCGACAAACUUUCCUUCGAAUGCAUCGAAGAAGCCCUCCUUCACGCAAUCUCAAAAGGUUUGGUAAAGAUUGUCCGUGUCAUCAUCGAGCAUCCUAACUAUAUGGCAUGCGAAGAGAGACUAAAACGAGUUGAUUCAAAUAAUUCCUUUUUUCGAACAACGGAAAAGAGUCAAUUCUCACCCGAUAUCACACCACUCAUUCUCUCUGCUCACUAUAACAAUCACGAAAUGGUCCAAAUGUUCCUCUCCCGCUCCCACACUAUCGAAAAACCUCACCCUAUCUCAUGCCAAUGCACAGACUGCCAAGUGAAACAGGACUAUGACUCACUGAAAAGGUCGAGGUCACGUCUCAAUGCUUACAGAGCAUUGGCUAGUCCUGCUUAUAUGGCCCUGAGUUCUCCCGAUCCCAUUAUGGCAACAUUUGAACUCCGACAAGAAAUGAUGAAACUGGCUGAAAUUGAAAAAGAAUUUAAGCGCGAGUAUCUGACGUUGGUGGAGCAGUGCAUGAAUUUCGCCUGCGAGAUGAUGGAUCUUUGUCGGGGCACCCAAGAAGUGGAGGCCGUCAUUUCGGACUUUCUGGAAGACGGCGCUUACGUUCGUGAUCCCCUCGGUCGCCUAAGGCUUGCCAUCCGAUUCGAGGAAAAAAAGUUUGUUGCUCACCCAAACUGUCAACAAUAUCUUACAAGUAUUUGGUACGGUUCCGAAACGGCCUUUCUGCAAUCUUGGUCACUAAUGCGAAAAAUUGGUCUCUCAAUCCUUGCUGUGCCUGUUCUCAUACCAGUUUGUGUCCUUUACAUCCUCAUACCCUCCAUUAAUAUAACCCGUGCAAUGCGUUGCCCCGCAAUGAAAUUUGCUACCCACUGUGUAUCACACUUCAUCUUCUUAAUUCUCUUGUCAAUAGCGACAUUUCGAUUAGAAGAGAAAUAUGAAAAUCUCGAAGAAUACAAUACAACGGAGAGAGGUGUACGAUCGUGGCUAGAUGAGAAUUUUCGACCCAGCAGAGCCAUCAUAACGCACGUUCAAGUGGGAAUAGUAUUAUUUAUAGCUGGGCAUUUUGUAGCGGAGGUGAAACAUGUUUACUACACGGGCUUCCGAAUAUACUUGUCGAGUGCCUAUAACUUUAUGAUCUACUGUAUCCUCUCGCUAUAUAUAGCCAGCUACACGCUUCGGAUUAUUGUUUACGGAUGGCUUCAAGAUGCGGAUGCCGCUGUCAAUGCAAGUAAAAUCAUCGAGGAUCUUAUCCGAAACAAUGAGAGCUCAAAAGUAAAGUCGAUGGUAGCAGAAUUGAAAGCGUCACAACCAGGCCAUAUCAGCUACUUUAUUGAAGCAUGUAAGGAAAUUUAA
Rodentolepis nana is the source of this 1630-nucleotide messenger RNA. The record is from the annotation of a GenBank genome assembly. Lineage: Eukaryota; Metazoa; Platyhelminthes; Cestoda; Cyclophyllidea; Hymenolepididae.